AUGAGCAUUGACACCUAUUUGGGCGCGCAUAAUAUUGAGGAGGUCAUCCUUUCAUGGAUGCGCGGGAUGUACUUGCAGGCCCGCGAGAUCCGUGAGGACGAUAAUGGGUGGCUGUGCGAUCCUAAUGGUCGACUCGUGCGCCUCGACCGAUAUACUUUCUACCGCUUCGAGCACGACGGGAUUCGCUUCUUUAUUGGGGUCACAAUGCGGUCCGUUGGGCAGCAGCAGCGCAUCGAGAAGAUGUUGGGGGAGCUGAAUGCCAUGGAGAAGCGGGAACAACCACCCUUAUCAUCGACCGACAGGAGUAAAGAUGUUUUGAGCAUCAAUAAGGAAAUAGUGACAGGUCUGAGUACCACGGAUUUGUCGAUUUCCAGGAAAUAG
Phytomonas sp. EM1 is the source of this 381-nucleotide messenger RNA. The record is from the annotation of a GenBank genome assembly. Lineage: Eukaryota; Euglenozoa; Kinetoplastea; Trypanosomatida; Trypanosomatidae.